CAUCGGCUCACUCUCGUUUCUUUGCUACCAAGAAUAUCUUCACCUUCGGACCAUUCAGACGGCGAUUGUAAGGCGUGAACGUUUGGAAAUCUACGAACAUGGAUCCAAGAAGGGCGCGAGACCCUCGCCUAGCGCGUGCAUCCGAUCCCCGUCUCCAGCGCAUGCAAUCCAAUCCCCCCGCGCACGCGCAACCACCGCCACAGGCACCCAUCCCAUAUCCUCAGGGCAUACCGAGCAACCUCCCGCCAUACCCGACGGCGACGCCGCCACAGUAUCCUGGCGGCGCACUGUCGAACCAGCAGCUCGCCGAGGAAGCCCGCGGAGCAGCGUCGAUACCUAAGCCGCAGCCUCCGAAACCUCCCAUCUAUAAGCCGCGGCCGUUGUUUUGCGUGGUGUGUGCUAGUAAUCAGAAUCGGUCCAUGGAGGGCCACUACGUUUUGUCAAAGGCGGGGUACCGAGUUGUCUCGUACGGAACAGGCUCAGCUGUCCGUCUCCCUGGUCCCGCAAUAGACAAGCCCAAUAUAUACCCAUUCGGAACUCCUUACAAUGACAUUUACGAAGAGCUGCAGGCACAAGACCCUCGACUUUACACGGCGAAUGGCCUCCUUCAGAUGAUAGACCGUAAUCGUAGAUUAAAACUGGCACCAGAGCGAUGGCAAGAAAGCAAAACAGUAGCCGACAUCGUGAUCACCUGCGAGGAACGAUGUUUCGACGCAGUGUGCGACGAUCUCCUGACGAGGGGAGGGGAGUUCAACAGACCGGUGCAUAUCGUCAACAUUGAGAUCAAAGACAAUCACGAGGAGGCGCACAUCGCUGGGAAGGCGAUUCUUGAUCUCGCAGCAGCGAUUGAGGCUUCGGAUGACAUAGACGAGGACAUGGACAAAAUACUAGCUGUACAACAGGAGAAGCAUUCCCAUAGUUUGCUGCACGCCAUUGCGUACUAUUGAUCUUCAACAUGCUCAUCGCGACGAAAGCAGUGCUCCACACCCAUGGAAACUCUUCCGUGGAAGUUGUAUGAUUAUUGUUUCGGAUGUAUAUUUUGUGUUCACUCAUUUUUCAGUCAUGUCGCUCCAGCAGUCAUGGCAGCCUGCUCUGAUAAAUGUAUGCGUACCUGAUGAUGGUAUCCUAUCUGCAUUUCUUGCACAGCUCCGUUUACUCC
Messenger RNA from Laetiporus sulphureus 93-53, 1159 nucleotides. RefSeq names its product Ssu72-domain-containing protein. Bases 99 to 947 code for a protein of 282 amino acids. The record is from RefSeq and is a predicted model, not a curated record. Gene Ontology annotation, cellular component: nucleus; mRNA cleavage and polyadenylation specificity factor complex. Lineage: Eukaryota; Fungi; Basidiomycota; Agaricomycetes; Polyporales; Laetiporaceae. Gene Ontology annotation, molecular function: RNA polymerase II CTD heptapeptide repeat phosphatase activity. The transcript is spliced from 7 exons. Gene Ontology annotation, biological process: termination of RNA polymerase II transcription.